Molecule: messenger RNA, 1977 nt
Organism: Exophiala mesophila
Lineage: Eukaryota; Fungi; Ascomycota; Eurotiomycetes; Chaetothyriales; Herpotrichiellaceae
Exons: 2
Coding region: 1-1977 (658 amino acids)
Source: RefSeq, a predicted model, not a curated record
AUGGCUUCUCAGAUAUACACUGGUCCUUGGAUCAAUUGGAGUCAAGGAUGGGUCCACGGCGCGACUAUCACGCUCAGUCAAAGAAAUGGAGGCUUGUUGAUGGCUUUCCUGGCUACUUUUGUCACCAUUGUCGGAAAUGAAUUGUGGAAGAUCAUCUGCUAUAUCCUACAUCAAGUCCGAUCGAAAAGCGGUAGCCAGGAUGGCUUGUAUCACCAACAACAAGUCAUUCUACGAACAUCACCCACCCCAGGAACGGCUGCUUGGGUAUAUUUGAAGCAAAUAUGGCCUUGGAGGCGACGAGCUCCGCAUGCUUUCUGGAGAAUAUUCCCCUGGGCGAUCCUCAGUCUGGUUUAUCUGGCGGCGAUUGGCGUUGCCGCGAUCUUCUCGUCCGAGAUCUCAAAGAGCGCAGGGAGCCUGAGAUUGAUGACUUCAGAUAAUUGUGGUAUGUGGACAUUGGACGCCGACUCGGAAUAUAGUCAGGAGGCUUUCCUAGUCAAAUCAACUAAUGACAGUCUCGUUUCCGCGACGUACGCGAAAGCUUGCUACGGAGGUCAGACGGACCAAGAGACCUGUGGAAAAUACCCCGUCCCUUCAAUCACAUGGGAAUCAAAUGAAAACGCCGCGUGCCCAUUUGCAUCAGGCGUGUGCGUGGAUGGCGACUCGGCAGCAUUCGAAAUGACAUCAAAGAAGAUUGAUAGCCACUCUGACCUGGGAGUCAAUGCGCCAAAGUCUCAGAGAGUUCUCUUCCAGAAGCGGACAACCUGCGCACCACUCCUUACAGCGGAUUUUGUCGAAGUGAAAAACGCGUCAAAUUCGCCAUACGCAAGAGGGGACGAUAUUGUGGCCGAAUACCACUUCGGCCCUAUCUAUGGAGCUACGAACGAGACCUUCUGGUACAACGACCAUGCCGUCUAUGAUCAAAAUGGCUAUACACUACACUCCUUCCAGGCGACUGCCGGGUCUCCGAUCUCAGUUGGUGCCUUUGUUCCAGUGCCUGCUGUCAAUACCACAGAUGCAGAUCUCUCUUUGGUGUUCGUUGCAGCAAACUCUGUUUGGUAUAGUGAACCCUGCGAGGACGCCGUUUUCAGUGCCAAUGAUCCACUUGCGGUAGGUGAAAGAGUUGUCUACCGACCAGACUACUGGGUGGUUCCGCUUGGAUGUGCUGAACAAUAUCGGGUCUGCAAUCCUCAAACAGAUGCAUGUACACCGUAUUUGGGUGUCACUCAAUUGCACGACAGUCUCUUUGAUAGCGCGCCAGAGGGACUGGAUUUCAGCACGAUACAAAGAGCAACCAUCUUCCGCAUGAUCCAUUCUCUUCAAGUUUCGACCGUGUACUACGCGACCUUUACUCGCCUUGGGUCAGCGCUGCGAGCGAGUGAGACGCUGUCAGCACUGACACAACGCUAUCUCCCACCCAAUCAGUGGCACAUCGAGGUCGGAUCCUGGUUCGAUGCCGGUCUUGCAAGACUCCAAUUGCGAGUUCAAGAAUAUGCAACAGGCCCGGCCUCUGUACCACGUGGAUCUACCAUCUCGAGACCUGAUCGCUUGAACCUUGCAGAUCUCCCUUGGUACGCCAUGUGCGGAUCACAACUUGUCAAUGAUGCGUCGACCACGAUGAGCUUCUCCGUGCUAGGAAUGAGCAUUCUUCUCUGCUUGGGCGUGCUCAUCAUAUCCAUAUCCUUCUCUAUCGACACUGUCGUUGGGUGGAUACAACUCAAGCUGAGCAAGGGACUACAUCCUCGAAUGGAGUGGCUCGUCACCGACAGAUUAGUUAUGCAGCAACUGUUAUACCAGGAGAUGGGACAAAGUCAUUGGGACGUCAGCCUCGGUGUGCCGGUCACGACACGACCAGACAAAUUUGUCGGGGUAGCGACAAGAGAACUAGAGAGGGAAAGGAUGGGCCAGAUGUAUACGCCAGACGGUCCUGUUCCACUUGCAGUACACGAGACGCCAUUAUCGAAGAAUCAUGGCCGAUAA